Molecule: messenger RNA, 1390 nt
Organism: Labrus bergylta (ballan wrasse)
Lineage: Eukaryota; Metazoa; Chordata; Actinopteri; Labriformes; Labridae
Source: RefSeq, a predicted model, not a curated record
UAUUCAGCAUGGAAGCAGAUCAGUGGCACUCACAGAUAUGUGGAGCUGACUGUGUACCUCACAAAGAUAUGCUGUCUGUCGGCUGAUACCAGCCGCCAUGUGGAGGCUACCUUCAGGACAACAGAAUCCAGAUAAAUUAGAUUAUUGGAUUGGCUGCCACAGAUUAUAGCUCACCUGCAUCCGCAAUGCUUCAUGAGAAACCCACAUCUAACUGAUCAUAUUUGACGCGGAGUUUACGAAAAUAAGAAGGCUGGCAGCCAUGCUGACCAGCUUUAUAGAGGGUGUACUCUGCUGCCUGACCUCAAAGUCUGCCAACGUGGUAGUUCCUGUAGAAACAUCAGAACCAGCUGAUGGCUUCGAGUUUGUGGAGGUGAAACCAGGCCGUGUUCUGCGGGUUCGACACAUCAUCCCUGACCGACCGGUGGUGGAGGAACCCACCGGGCAGGGUGGGAGUGUCAGCUGCAAACGGAAGAUCACAGUUUACCGCAAUGGACAACUAUUCAUAGAGAACUUGGGUGACAGGGCGAGUGGAGAGCUGAAAAACUACCAGAAUGGGGAUACAGAACCAAACAGCACUGUGGAGGUAGAGCUGACAGACAACUCACCUCCUGUCACCAUGCCUGAGCCCAUGUCUGAGUCUGCAAAAGACGGGACCUCUGACGGAGCAGCAGGAGGAGAUGCUCCCGCUGCUGCUCAGGCCGAGCAGUCGCAGCUUCCCAGGAGGCGCAGGCGUAAACCGAAGCGCACUGUGGUGAUUGACUGUGAGAGGAUGAUAUCAGCCUGCAGGGGGACACAUUCAGACGUGGCUCUGUUCUUCAUUCACGGAGUAGGGGGGUCACUGGACAUCUGGGGGAGCCAGUUGGACUUCUUUUCUAGACUUGGGUAUGAGGUGAUCGCCCCAGACCUGGCAGGACACGGAGCCAGCUCGGCACCACAGAUAGCUGCUGCAUACACUUUCUAUGCCCUGGCAGAGGAUUUGAGACUCAUCUUUAAGAGAUAUGCACGCAAAAGGAAUAUUCUCAUAGGGCAUUCUUACGGUGUGUCGUUCUGUACCUUCCUGGCCCAUGAGUAUCCAGAGCAAAUUCACAAGAUGGUUAUGAUCAAUGGAGGUGGUCCCACAGCUCUGGAGCCCAGCCUCUGCUCCAUCUUCAACCUGCCCACCUGUGUGCUUCACUGCCUCUCCCCCCUGCUAGCCUGGAGCUUUCUCAAGGCUGGCUUUGCUCGACAGGGUGCCAGGGAAAAACAGCUGCUGAAAGACAACAAUGCCUUCAACGUGUCGUCCUUUGUGCUGCGUGCCAUGAUGAGUGGACAGUACUGGCCUGAGGGGGACGAGGUCUACCAUGCUGAACUCACAGUACCCAUCCUGCUGAUCCUUCCUCCAAAGUCGUAG